AUGGACGACUCUCGCUGUUCUCUUCCUUCCAUCUCAAACUUGCUGGGCCUCGCGGACGCUGGCUCGCCCACGACAGACCCGUCACCAACAUCAUACAGAGGCUCUCCUCAAUCAGAAGCAUCACUGUCGUACUCACAUGGACGCAGCAGACGAGAAUCCGGCGGUCUUGGUAGCCGUCCGGGCUCCAGACACUCUGGAGCGUUCCAGCAUCGCCGCGGCCUCCCGCCCACGCCGCCGCUGAGCACAGACAACGCCUAUGACAACUAUAACUCGCCAUCGAGCCAAACAAGAGGGCACUUUCCUUUUGACUCGAGCUUGUCUAACCGCUUCUACGAGACGACACCACCUCUUGAGCCGGAAACACGGCAGCAACUGCAAGGCCCAUCUCGCGCCCCGCGUCUGUCGAUUCCCGUGCCACCACAACGGUUCGGCCACUCACAAACAGUGCCGCAGCAGGCAGCGGCAGCUUAUUACAGCGGUGGUCCUGUGCACGGCAUGGUGCUGGCCCCGGGACAGCCUGUUGCCCAUUACGGGCACCAGCCGCUGCCGCAUGCUUUCCCGCCUCAGCAAAUGUCCGACAGCCAGCAGCUGUGGCAGCACCACCACUAUCUGCACCCGUCCCAGAGCAGCGUCUACCCGCAGAGCCAGGACAAGUACCUCUGCCCGACUUGCAACAAGGCCUUUAGUCGACCCAGCAGCCUGCGCAUCCACAGCCACUCGCACACAGGCGAGAAGCCGUACAAGUGCGCGCAUCCGGGAUGCGGCAAGGCCUUUAGCGUACGCAGCAACAUGAAGCGUCAUGAACGUGGCUGCCACUCUGCUGGCGCCAUGGGAGGUCGGCCGAUGGUCUAG
Molecule: messenger RNA, 852 nt
Organism: Akanthomyces muscarius
Lineage: Eukaryota; Fungi; Ascomycota; Sordariomycetes; Hypocreales; Cordycipitaceae
Exons: 2
Coding region: 1-852 (283 amino acids)
Biological process (GO): regulation of transcription by RNA polymerase II
Cellular component (GO): nucleus
Molecular function (GO): RNA polymerase II cis-regulatory region sequence-specific DNA binding; DNA-binding transcription factor activity, RNA polymerase II-specific
Source: RefSeq, a predicted model, not a curated record